UUGAGGUUUCGGAGAGGAGGGAUACCCCUCCUCGUUGCCACUGCUAAGAAUAGAUGUAUGAACAAGAUGCUGGCUACACAUUCAAGUGACUGAUUUCGGAUGUAGCCGGCAUGUGAGGCUGACCAGCUCUCCAGAGAUUAAGGAAGAUGAGUAAUGGCGGUGCCAGGGCGGAAGCUUGAACGACAGGUCAGUGAAAGUUCCGUCGACAGUUUAAAAACUCUAAAUGAAGACCUUCGUACCCACCUGGCCAAACUGCGUAGCCAACUGGACCUGCAGAAGGGCAAUGUCAAGCAGGUCCACUGGCAGAAGGUGCUGGACAUCCGGAUGGUGCGAGAACAGGAACAGCAGAAACACAUGGCCACCAUAGCUGACCUACAGACCAAGCUACUGACUGAAAAGUCACGUGAACUUGAAAAUCAACGCGAACAGCUUCAGCAGAAACAUGAACAUGACUUUCAGAAAUUCACAAGGAUGAAGGACACCGAGAUCACCAAGUUGAGGCAUGAACUGGAACAGAAGGAAGCACUUCUGCAUCGGUACAUCAACGAGACGAGGAGAGAAUCUCUUCGCUUGUCUCAAGAUGGCCGGAAAUCGAAAUUGUUGAAUGAAUUGAGUGAUUUACGGAGUACCAAGAAGCAGCUUGAGGACUCGCUGACCUCGGCUAGUGAAGCAGAGAGACAAUAUUGUCGGGAGUUGCGCAAAACAGCAGAGCAUUACCAGUCGGAAGUCGUGAGAGUCAAGCGUGAGGCGUACAUAGAGAUACGGCACCUGAUUGAGCAACUGAAGAAUAAGGACAAGAUAAUUUCGCACUUGGAGCGAGAGCUGGGUCAUCAGUCGGGGUAUGCGCUGCACCUGGCGCUCGAGAGGGAGUCGACGUCACACGACGCCUCCCCCCACCCCGCCACCCUAGCGGUCACACCUAACAUGGAUCUCAGUCUCGGCAGCAGCGGCAGCAAUGGGAAACUCGGUGAUGGCAGUGGAACCAGGGCAACCACUUACACGCUAUCAUAUGAGGGCGAGGGCAAACGAGCUAUCGAGGAUUUAGCUCACCUAGAGACUGAGGUCCAAGAACUAAAUGAGAAGUGUGACUGCCUGGUGCAAGACAACCAGGAACUGAGCAAGAAGCUCAAAGAUAUAGAACAGAAGAACCGGCAACUUAAUGAAAAGAACAAGAAAUUUCUUGACAAGAAUGUGGAACUUACCUCUUUCAACCGAAACCUCAAGGACCAAACUCAAUUGCUCACAGAGGAUCACAAGAAACUUAACCACCAGUAUGAACAUUCCAGACGCAAGUGUCAACAGCUGAUGAAGCAGCUGCAGCAGGAGCGUUGUGAUCUCAGCUGCGCAGAGGAGAAAGUGCUGCAGAUGGAGGGCAUGAAGCAGCAGCUCACAGAGCAGGGCAAGUCCAUUGCCGCGCUCAAACAGGCUUGCUCAGAAAAGGACAGAAGAAUAGAAUUAAUACAACACAGAAAGAAAAGAAGAAGGUUAAUGAGAUCGCAGGAGAAGUGUACGGGAGUAAAGGAGACCUUCUAUGGAUAUGAUGAAGACAGCAGAUCAGAAAACUCGGAAAACUCUCUGUCAUCUGUUUCCUUGACGAUAUCAGAUGAUGACCUUUGGGAUGAGCUGACCCGGGAGGAGGUCGAGAAGAACUACCAGAGAUUGAUGCGUGAACACCAACAGCUGCAGAAGUCCCAUGCCUUGCUGCAGAGUCAGACUGACGGUCUGCUGGACCCGCAGAGGGAGGCCAAGAUGAGGAGCCAGCUGGAGAUGGAUCUGUUCAAGAGUCAGUGUCGGAUAGAGGAGCUGGAGAAAUUACUGCAGGAGACAGGACAGGGUGAAGCUUGUGAAUGGGUCCGAGAGAAAGAAAAGUUCUUCACGUCUAAUGAAGAACUUCGACAACAGGUACAGGUGUUUGAGAGUGAGACUACCAACCUCCAGCAAGACCUGUCCGAGAAGACGGAGCAGAUCGAGGACCUGGAGUUCCGCAUCCUUGAGCUGGAGGAGUGUGCACAGCCAAAGGUGUGUGAGUGUGGAGGAAGGGAGGUAACUCCAGCUGACAGCAUGUCGAGGGGCCCUCUUGAGGUUGAGGCCCUGCAGGGGCAGUUGAAGGUGUUGCUGCAGGGGAAAGGAAAGGAGGCUGACACAGUGUUGAAGAAGCUGGAUAAACUCAAGGAUGCUGAACAGCAAAUCAUCAAUCUGGAGUGUACAGCCAAGGAACUUCAAGCCAAGGUCAUUUCCCUCCAGCAAGAAAAGACAACUCUGGAGGAAAUGUUGCUCUCCACCCAGCAGGGGACAGCACCCUCUCCAAACCGACACGAGUCUGUCGAGGUGCUGGCGCUCAAGGAUCAGCUUGUAUUCCACGAAAAGUCGGAGGUAGAACUUAUGGAGAAGAACAUUAGACUCCAGACAAAGUUGGAGGAAUGUGAAAGUCAGAACUGUAAACUGCUCAGGAGGAUCGAUGAGUUGGAAGAUACGGUCGUCAAACUGCAGACGAAGCAUGGGAAACCCAUGAACAGGACGGACAGUGAGAAGGAGAAAUUUCAUGAGAAGUUGAUCCGGACCAAUUCCGUGGGGUCCGAUAGUCCGAGUAAACGGGAUAAGAACUCCCAGACAUACACCAAGAUGCUGGAUAAGAGUGUAACUGCCAAAUAUGAAGAACUUGUUAAACACACAGAAGCUGAUUUUGAUGUCUUGGAUCAAAAGAUGCAGAUCUUGUAUGAGGAGAAUCUGUCUCUUCAACAAAAGCUUGUUGAGAAGAAAAUAAUUGAUGAGGAGUCGGACAAGAGUUUGGACAUGUCUUAUGAUAGUCGGUUAGCAGAAAUGGAAGAAUACUGCGAAGAUUUGCAAGAUCGGCUUCACACUGCAGAAAUGUCGGAAAGACAGUUAAGAGAAAAGCUGAAGCUUGCGGAGCACACCAUCAAUGACCUUGAGAGUAGUGAAAACUACUGUCGAGAGAAGGUCGAGGAGUUGACCAAUCGUGAGAGUGAGGCAAAGAGGCAGACAUGCCAACUUUACCACACAGUCCAGGAACUGAAAGAGAUCGUACUGGACAAGGAUGUUAUUGAAACAGCUUUACGCGAGAAGGUGGACUUUCUGGAGAAGGCAGAACUGGCCUCAGCCCAAAUCAUUCAAGAACUCCAGAAUUCAGAGAAGAGUCUUCGGCAUCAAUUGGAGCUGAAAUCUGAUAUUGAGGGUGAUGUAAGGUUUGCUGAGCGGCUGAAAGGCCGUAUCAGUGUGUUAGAGAAGGACAACAAGAAGUUGAGUGUGAAGGUGUCUGAACUGGAGGAGGAUGAGGAGGUGUUGAGGGAGAACUGGAGGAGGGUGGCGGAUGAGGAUGCCAACAGGAUUGAGUGUCUGGAAGAGAAGGUAAAGAUGUUGGAAGCUAUGAACAAGCAGCUCAAAAAUAGUCUUCAGGAUGCACAAGACAAUGUGUACAUUCAUAAUAAUGUUCCUCAUUCUUCCUCUUUAGCCACUGAGUUGUCUGAGUCAGAAAGGAAUAAUGGUGAACUGACUCUGGCUAAAAGGUCUUUCUCAACUCCAUUUCUCCAUUCCGCGGGAUAUGAGGUGUCGAUGCCUCAGAGGUCCCUGUCCCAGAGGGAUUUGGACUUCAUCACUGAAUCUGAAGGGUUUGAAAAGAUUCAAGAAUUGGAGGAGCAGAUAAAUAAUAUUGUGGAGGAUAAGAAUUCCAAAAUAGAAAAUUUGCAUGAAAAGAUAGCCAAUUUGCAUGACAACGAGGUGAAAUUGACAGAAACUCUAGUGGAAAUGGAACAAGAGGAACGGGAACUGAAAGCAAAGAUUGCCUUGUACGAGAGCAAGGCUGUUACAGUGGAGAAGAUGCUUCAGUAUGAGGACAAGAUUAUGGAGCUCCAUAGUUCACAGGAGAACCUUCUGGAUAGACUGGAGUCUAUGGAAGAUCAUGAGAUGACUCUGCAGGAAAAACUAGACCUGGAAGAACAGCAGACGAAAAUCAAAGUUGGGACUCUGGAGAAACAGCUGAAGAAUGUGCAUGCCCAGUUGGAGCAGGCAAAGACAAGAGGCGAAGAGCUUGUGAAAGAGAAAGAGUUCCUCAAGAAGCAGAUUGACAAACUGGAGAACAAGAUCAGAUUGUAUGUGAGGAAGGGAGAAGAAGCCAAGGAGAAGGUGACUGAGUUGAGUGGACAGAUUAAUGUGUAUGAACAGAGAGAGGAGUAUGCUUCAGGGAAACUGAAAGAGAUGGAGGAGACUUUGAGUGCUAUUCAGGAGAGGGAGGGAGGUUUGAAAGCUAGAAUUGCUGAGCUUGAGAGUCAGAUUGAAGUUUUGCAUCAGCGGGAGGAGAAAGCAAAAGCUAAAUUGGUUGGAAUGAAAGAUGAGAUGAAAAAACUUGAACAGAAAGAUUCACAUUCAUCUGCUAGAAUUGUGGAGCUUGAAAAGCAUGAGAAGGAACUAGUGGAGAAAGUGUGUCAAUAUGCUAAGAGGGAUUCCAAAUCGAAACAGAAAAUUAGUGAGUUAGAGAGUCAAAUGAGUGAGAGUGCUUCUAAAUCUGUUGUAUUAGAAAGAGAGUUAGCAGAAGCGCAAGAGAAUGACCAGGCUAGAUUAGGAACAAUAAAAAAUAUGGAGAAAGCCCAAACUGAACUGAGUGAAUCUUUGAAAAAGAUGCGUGUAUGUGAAGACAGAUAUGUCCAGCAGAUCUCAACCCUGGAACAAACAAAGUCUGUGGCUGUUGCUGAGCUUGAGAAAGAAAAACAUGAGCUACUGGAGAAAAUUAAGAAAUUAGAGAUGAGUGUGCGAGAACAGGUAGGAAGUGUUAAAUACUUAGAACAGAAACUCUCACAAUCUCAGGGAUGUGAACGGACGGGUGCUGAGAAAAUGUCGUCCUUGGAGACAACACUUGCAGAUUAUGAAGAGAUCGUUGUGAGAAAAACAUCAGAAGUAAAAGAAUUACAGAAAGAAAAGUUGGAACUGUCCAAGAAAGUAGAUGAUCUUGUUAAUGAAGGUGAUCAGCUGGAAGACGAAAAGAUCGAACUGAAAGACCAAGUGUGGAAUCUUCAGCAGGAGAAAAACUUCCUUGAAAGUCAGUUGAAUCAGUUGACAGGGAAGGAAGAUGGACAGAAGGCAGUCCUUGAAUCUUUGAGAGCAUCUCUGAAUCAACUUCAAGAGACAAAUAAAGAAUAUGAGACCCAAGUUCGGACAUUGUCUUCUGAUGUUGAAUCUUUUGAACAGAAAAACAGGAGUCUUUCUUCGGAAAUGGACCAAGUGUUGUCUCUGAAAAGUGAAUUGGAAAAGAACAUUCAGAUUUUGUCGGAACAAGUUUCCUCUUUGGAAAAGGAGAACCAGGAUCUCAGGACUCAAGUUUCAAAUAUUUCAUCAGAAAAAGAAGAAAUUCAGUCAUCUUUGGACAGAUUGACAUGUGAUAUAGACUUCUUAAAUGGUGUAGUGGGUGAUCUCAAAUUCAGUGUGAAAACCUUAGAAAAUGAGAAAUCUGAACUAAAGUCUGAAUGUGAAACUGCUCAGACUGAGUGUUAUGAUCUCAAACAAAAACUAUCUGCUUCAAAGUCAUUUGAUGAGCAGUCUGAGAAAAAGACCAAAGUAAUGUCUCAGGAUAUGGAAACACUUGAAAAUGCUAAGAAAGAACUCCUGAAAAGUGUUCUUUCUUUGGAAAAUGAGAAACACAAUAUCUUGGCAGAACUUGAAAAAACUAAGAGUGAAUGUGAAAGUGCUAAUGUGAAACUGAAUGAGAGUUGUGAAAAUGAAAAGAAUCUCAGGGACAAACUGACCGUGUCAGAAGAAAAGCUGUUGAACCAUCAGAAAAGAGAAGAGGAGUUGGAAGAUGAAGUGUCUCGGUUGACGGAAUCCGUGGAGUCAGUUCAGUCAGAGCUCGAUACUGUCCAGCCUGUAGAGAAUGUUGAAGACAUAGUGAAGGAGAGAGACCAGUUACAGGAACAUCUACAGCAGCUACACAAAGACCAGGGCAGGAUGAGUCAGAAGAUGGAAGUGUUGCAGGAUGCGGAGACUAAGCUGAUGGACAGGGUCAUGGAACUAGAGCAGGUGGAACAGGAUCUGCAGGAGAAGCUGGAGACCAGCUCCAGACUCUCCAGAGAAGGAACUCUCUGUUCUGAGACGUCUACUAUCACUGAUGUGUCCUCUCAGCGAGACAUGUCAGACCAGUCAACGUCCACCUGUGAUCUGGUUGGUGCUGAUCAACCAGUACCUGUUAAGAAGGUAUCUGGAAUAUUCCAAAGACUUCAGGAGCUGGAGACGGAGAACAAGGACAUGUCCAUAAAGCUGCAUGAUUAUGAUAGUGCUACAACCCAGGCAAAGCAGAUGAAGGAUAAGGUGAAGUUGUUGGAACGAUCAGAAGAUAAAUUGAUGGAACGUGUUAUGGAACUGGAAGAAUGUGAAGAUAGGUUGAGAGGUGAAGUUCAGAAAUUGAGGAGUAGUUCAAGUGUUGAUGAGAGUGAUAGUGGGAGAGAAGUUAUGAGACAAGCUUCAACUGGUGCUGAAUCUGAUACCUCAGCUUUGAUUACUUAUGUGGAACAGUUAAAAGAAGAAAAAUCAAAUAUUGAAACUCUGUUGGAUGAAGAGAAGGAAAAUGUGGAAAAGAUAGCACAAGAGAAAAUGAUUCUUCAGGAAGAACUUUUACAUUUGACUGAGGGUGUUCAGGAAGAGAAACAGACAUUGGAAGAUAAGGUGAAGACUUUGGAAAGAUUGCAUCAAAAAGAACAGUUCAAGGUUGACUCUCUUCAGAGUUCAGAGUUUGUUUUGAAGAAGGAUUUAGAGACCCUGAAACAGGAGAAGAAGACAGUUGAGGAUGAAAUGAAUGACCUGCAGAGUCAGGUCAUUGACUUUCAAACACAAAUUGUGGACCUUGAGAAUCAGCUGCAGGAAGAACGUCACAUGGUAGAAAUUGUCACUGAUAAAAAGAUCAGCUUAGAGAAAAAAAUGCAAAGUUUGGAGGAAACAGUUUCCCAACAACAUCACCAGUCAAAAACAUAUGCCAGUGUUGAGGAUCGGCUACUGAAGUCAAUGACGGAUGAGUCAAGUGUGUUGAAGGACUUGGAGAAGGAGUUGAGGACAACUCAGGUGCAGCUGGCAGAAGUGCAGACUGAGUAUGAGAAGAAGAUCUCUGAUGUACAGUCUCAGAAUCAGUCUCCAGAUCAGAGUGAGAAACAUGUGAAAAGUGCUAUCAAUGCCAAUGUUCAAAAGGAACAGAAACUUCAAGAGCAAAUAGAAACUCUACAAAGUGAGAUUAGUGAAAUCUGUGAUAAAUCAAAACAGCUUGAAGACAGAGUUAUUGUGCUUCAGUCUGAAAAUUCUAGUCUUGUGCUUAAAUGUGACAGUCUUACAAAAGACAACGAAAAGUUGUGUGAAUCUGUUAAGACCCUCAGAGAAGAGGGUGACCCAAAGAAGAAAAGUCCUACCCACCACCCAGUCUUGCCAAAAAUCACCUCCCUUGCCACCGCCUCACCUCGUAGUAAAGACAUUCUGAAAAAACCUCUUCCAUUUGGUGCAAACAAAUCAGUGCAAUUUCUCAGGGAAAAAGACGUUCAAAGUCAAGUGACCGCUUUAGAAUCCAAGCAGAAGGAACUAUUAGACACUAUUGGUAAACUCGAAAGAGAAAAUGCCAAAUUAAAGGAUGGUUCAUCCUCUACCUCAACGUCGACACUAUACCUGACUCCAGCCAGUAAGAAGUACGGAGGUUCACGGUACUCGGGGACCAAGGAGUCCUCUAGUGAAGAGCUCCUGCAGAAGGUGCACAAGCUGGAGCAGGAGAAGGAGCAGGGACGGAGGAAGGUGGAGGAGUUGGAGAAAUACAUCACAGCAUUCAAGGCUGAAGUCACGAACCUGAGGGAUUUCAUUGUUGAGGGGGAGAAAAAGGCGACAGAUACAUUCCAUAUGAAACCCAAACCAAUGUCGCCUUCAGUGUCCCUACACCAUAUGGCAGAAAUCUCAAAUCUAGAAGUGGAAUUACGAAGGAAGAUGGCAGAAAUACAACACCGAGAACAGACCGUCAGAUCUGAAGUUAGCCCAAUUGGUGUUGAAAAACUCAGGCACCAGGUCAUUGAACUCCAAGCAUCAGAAGCAAGACUUAAACAAAAGGUCGUUGACCUUCAACUUGUAGAAGAUGAUCUUAGGAAAAAAUUAAAACACUCUGAUAGGUCAGCCCGACCAGCAUCCGUACCAGCAUCGAAGUGUGAUGGAAACCAUGCGGAAUUCUUCCAUAAAAUUGAUACCUUGAAGAAACGUGAAGAACAUUUGAAGCAGCAGAUAGAGAGACUGGAACAAGAUGCCAAGAAUCAGGAUCUGUCCCGAAAGGUGGACCAACUUGAGCAGUCAGAGAAAUCUCUGAAGAGGAAAGUUGAGCGUCUGGAGACCAGCCAGGUGGCAGCACCUGUUGCCACGGAGACAGCAGACACCAUGUUGGACAAACCAGAGGAUGUCCUGCUUCAGCAGAUCCGUGAGCUGGAGAAGCUUGACAAGCAUCACAGAGAACAGAUAUCAGAACUGGAAGCUGACAGAGAGGAACUCCAUGAGAUAGCACGGAGGGACAAAGCCACCAUCCAUGAUCAGAAUGUCCGCAACCGGGAGCUGCAACUGUCGGAGAAGGUGCUCCGGGAGCAGGUGGAGAAGAUGGAGGCUGCAGAGACGGAACUGUACCGAAAGUGUGAAGAUCUGGACUCUCAGAAUUCCAAGAUGGAGGACCAGACUCAUCUCCUGCAGAUCCAUGAGAGGAGGCUCCGCGAACUUGUCAAGAAAUUAAAACUGGAUGAGGAAUUAUGGAUUGCAAAAUCCGAAAACAUGGAAAUGACUGUAGAAGAGCUUGCUGCUUCAGAGGUUAAUCUCAGAAAGAGGCUGGAGGAGCUUGCCACAGAGAAGAUGACUCUAGCGCAGAAGUCAGAAUAUCUUCGGCUUCGGUGUCAAGAGUUGGAAAGCUCUGAGACAGCUCUGUACGAGAAGGUGAAGAAUUAUGAAAAUGUGGAAGUGAGUCUUCAGAACAAGUUAAUGGUGUUAGAGAACUCUGAGGCAGCAGCUAAUAGUAAGAUAUCCGAACUAGACAUGAUGAAUAUGGACAUGUCCACGCGGCUGCAGAGAGCCGUGGAGGAGAAUGCUGUCCUGUACAAUCACAUCCAGGGAAUUCAGGGCAAUGUGCAAGAGCUCAAUAGACAGCUUCUUGUAGCCAAAGACUCAGAACUCAGUUUGAAACAACAGGUGGAGAGUUCAGAGAAGAACGAGGUUGUGUUGCAAAAACGUUUGAAGGAGUUUGAGUUGCGAGAUAUAGACUCUCAAGCCAAAGUGAGACAACUUGAGCAGACUGAGGCUAUUAUGAAGGACCGGAUCAGUAAUCUGCAUCGGAGUGAGAACAAACUCAAGUACAGAAUACAGGAGCUGGAGAGCACUGGCAAACAGUCUCUCGAUGGAGUGUCCCGGGAGAAACUCCCUCGCACUCUGGAUGAGUGUCAUAAGAGGAUCGUGGUCCUUCAGAAUCAGCUCAAGCAGACUGCCAAGUUUUCGGAUGAUGAUGAUGACGGAGCCAUAGUGAAAGUGCCGAAAAUGGAGUUGGCACAAGUGCAGGCAAAGAUGGUUUUGCUCGAAGAAUCUGAGCGUCAGUUGUCUGAGACAGAGAAACUCGUUUCUCAUCUCCGAGACACCGUCGCACAGCUCAGACAGGGCAAGGGUUCGUGUGGUCAUGAGGUGGAGCUGGAUGUAUGUAGGAGGAGGAUCGAAUCCUACGAGAACAUCUUGCAGCGUCUCAAACAAAUCCUGCCGCCAGAGCAGGUGCCCUCUUUGUUGAACCCUGAUUCAGACCCAUCUGUUCAGGGCUCAUCCAGUGAGAACCUCCCAGCCCGAGGUCUUCAGUCCUUGGAGUCAGAGAGGGUUAUGCAGACAAUGAGAGGCUUGACCAGGCCAGUGGGGUCAGCAGCAGCGCAACCCCAGGCCAUGCAUGCUGAGGAUCAGGUGCCCUCAGACCUCAGCAGUGUUGAUGAAGAAAAUAUGCAUCAGGUGCAAGGAAGCAGAGUAUACACUCGCCCUCGUGUUUCUGCUUCUCAAGAUGGCCGAGGCGGCCAUCUUGAAUCUAGUGAUGCAGAGUCUGUGAUGGAGGAGCAGUGGAAGAGAAUUGAAUCUAAGAAACCACGGCUGGAGAAGAAAGCCGAUAUGUCUGGUAACUGGAAGAGUGUUGCCAAGACUGUUCCUUCCACCUCCCCCAGAAAAAACACAGACAGUCAGGAGGAAUUGAUGAUAGGUCUCACCCUUAACUCGGAGAGUGAGCACAGCCAUUACCGAUCACAGAAUGACACAGAUUCCAAUAGGUCAAGCCCUCAGCUGCACCGAGCUAGAGCAUCGAAGGAUGCUAGCUUUGAAUCGCAUGCUCCGCCUUUGCCAAAAUCGCUUCCACCAUCUUUGCCACAAAAGGUGGGAAAUUUCGCAGAGAAAUCCUACUACCUACCGAGCUCAGAGUUGAACACCAGCGCUGAUGAGACUCAGAGGUCAGGAGGUCAGCGUGUCCCUCACCAGCAAACAGCACCCCCAGUGUCUGCCCAGGUUACACGAACAGUGUCGGCCGAGAGUGUUGCCGACAGUGGGCAGGGCACCCUGGGAACAGGGUCGAUGUUCUCGAUGUCCCGGGGGUCAGUCAUCAGAGACAGGAUAGCACAGCUUGAGAGACAAUUGCAGUCCAAGAGCUCGGGAGCUGAAAGUAGGACUGAUGAGGAAGAUAGUGUGUUUUCUUGGAAACAAAAGGCUCUAGAAAAACCACGACACAUUGAAAUCAUAGAGAAGGAGAAUAAGAAUGUCAAAGAUGAAAUCAAUAAGUUAGAGAAGGAGUUAGAGGAGAAGAGACGACACAUUGAUACGUUUACAACUUGGAUGUCUGAUGCAGAGGAACUACUCAGAAACCAGAACAAGCACAGUGAUAGGGACAUAGUACAGAACUUACAGUCGCAUCUAGUCAGCAUCAAGUCUCAACUACAACACUCAGGUUAUCGGAAAGAAGACAUAUUGGAAGACCCAGCAGCAUUUAAAACAGAACUUUACAAACGGGAUCGAGAAAUAGCAACCAAAACUAGUGAGAUAGAAACACUAACAGUGGAAGUCCUUCGGUGGAAGGAGGAAUGUGAUAGGACGGAGAAAAUGCGUGCCAACGCACUUGAUAGUCUACGAAAUUUGGAGGUUGAAGUAACACAUUUGGAGAAUACUGAGGAGCAGCUGAAGGAAUUAAAGGAGGAAUACAACCAACUACGGGAACAGCUACACGAUCUGAGGAGUGUCUGUGCAGAAUACAAGCAUGUUCUGUCCGAGAAAGAGGAUCUGGAAGAUGAGAUUCAAAAUUUGAAGCUGCGUCUAAAAGAUUUUGGUGUGAAGGAAGCAGAAAACAGUGCCCUUGAAGGACAACUUGAGGGAGCAUCAAGACUUCUCAGUGAUCGGAUGGAGCGAGUUGAACAGCUGAAGCAGGAGCUUGUGCACCUGCAGGACAGGAUGGCUGACAUUGACAAGGAGAACAGUCACCUCAAGACCAUGCAGGAUGACUAUCAUACCAUUAAAUCCAGGUAUGAGGAGGUGGAAAGACUGAAGAACAAGGCUGUGAUGGCCAUCUCCCCACUCAAGGCCCAGGUUACCCGGCUCAGCAGGAAGUGCAGGGAGAAGGAUGCUUUGAUACAUCGGCUCGCAGAGGAGUUGAAGCGGUGCCAGACUGCAGAGAACCUGGCGUCGGUUCUGGAGGAACUGGAACAGUUUGAGCAGGACACUGAGAACGAGGAGUACUACCGCCCUCUCUCCCCCUACACACAGGCCAAUCGGGCUGACAGUCCAAGGGCAGGAAAGAUCGAUGUCAACAGUUUCAUUCGCAACCAGAGGAAUUCUGGGCGGUGGUCCUCCUCCUCCUCAUUGUCGGACAGUCGAGAUCUAUCCAGCGACACCGAGAUCGGGAGUGUUGAGUCCGCCAACAAGAGGCGGCCCAAAUCAGCUGACCACCUGAUGGGUCGAAGGUCACCAUUCCAGGGAAUUCUCCAACGCUCAAUCAAUGCCAACAAUCUUAGUCCUCGGGGCAGUGGGGGACUUGUCCACAGUAUGAGGGAAAAGUAUGGACAUCUGCCCGAUGCCAGUCACUUUGUGGCCAUCACAGACUGCAUUCCAGAUGCCUUGUCUACUACCGGUCAUCCAAGUCUGCAGCUCCGACUGCAGGAAGGCGACAAGGUCAAGGUCACAGGUCCAAUAGAUGAGAAUGGUUACUAUGAGGUGGAGUGUAAUGGGCGAGCGGGUCUGGUGCCUGCCACAUGUCUCCAGCCGGCAGGACUGGGUUCUAACGGACACCAUGGCACACCCAAAGAAAGGAGGUUAAAACAUUUGAAGAACCAGCCAGCUCACCAGGACAACAGCCCAGAGAGAGUGACCGAGAUGUACCAUCAGCUGCAGGCUCCUCACAUCUCCCCCAGACAUGGGGGCAGCAGCAGCAGCAGCAGCAGCAGCCGGUCCACCCCCACCAGUAGCCAUGCCCAUCAUGGCACCCAGACACCCAAACACCUGGUGUCCUCAUCGUCUGCACAAACUCGCUCACACAAGCCCAUGUUCAAGACCGCCCCGAGGAGUGGUCCACCUGAAGCUCCAAGACAGUUCCAUGUGGAGCGUCUGGUUGGCGAAACCGGCGUCAUGUUGUCAUGGAUACCACCAGACCUUGAUGAAGUCGGUUGCAGCAACAACUCCCAGGUUGUGGGAUACAGGAUCUUCCUGAAUGGCCGCCUGUGCCAGCAGCCCUCCAGCCCACACCUGGCCAAGUCUGUGGUCGAGAACAUCGACCAGAGCCAGCACCAGCACUUCUCCCUGCAGACAGUCAGCAGUGCCGGGCAGACCUCCACCCUGGUGGAGACAGUGUACAAACCCACUGACCUGCCUCGCUGUGGGGGAAGUGAGAAUGAGGCUGCCACCGACCCAGAUCUGUCCUCCAUCUUGUCCAGUCGCCAUUAUGACCAGGGACAGAAGAGACUGUUUAUGGGCGUGUACGACUACGACCCCCGGCACCACUCCCCCCACGACUACACAGGGUAUGAGUUGGCAUUCAGGGCAGGAGAUGUGAUCGAAGUAUUCGGUCAACUCCGGCCUGAUGGCUUCUAUCAUGGCCAGAUUAGUGGCAAGAGAGGUCUUGUGCCAGCGAGUUUCCUCGAAGAAGUCCCGCCCCCUCACAGACCGGUUUCUUUUCAGGUGACAUCAGGUUCUUCCUCCAAUCUUCAUACUCCACGGUCGACCAACAGCACACUGCGACGCACACCUCGCUCAUAAUAUAGACAUAGUCAUGUUGACAAAACCUCACAAGUUUGCUUUUAUCACCAUUUUGCAGGUGGGCAUGAGCCAUGUACAAAACUUGCAUAAUUCACACCUUUCAUUGCCUGCAAUUUAUUGGGACUGUUUGAUUGGUGCUUUUAAACUCCACUGCUAAUGUUUGGGCAACUAUCAACAGGCAGUGCUCUCGUUGGACAGUUUUAGCUUUCACAUGAUUAAGGAUGUCACUGUUUGGUUGAAAUUUGCCUAUUUUGUGAGGUGUUUGUUGAGUGGCUGUUGUCAUUGGAUACCCUAGUAAAUACAAAUGCCAAAAACAGUUUCACAAUUUUGAUACAAGGGUAUAACAUAUGAUAAAUUAUGUCUGUAUUUGCUGUUUUUCAUUGUGAAAAAAAGCUCACAUCUGAAAAAUUAUGUCAUUGAGUCACUCCUUGCAAAUUGUAUAUUACUGCAAGGUGUUUCAACUCUCUGAAUAUCUUGAUCUUCCAAAAAACAUGAAUGGUAUGUUUUAAAAAAUGGCAGCAUUAGAGAAAUGGCAGUUCUGUUUGAACGUUUCAUUGCUGGGGAUCAGCAUCAUUUAAUUCUUCAGUACAAUUUUGUCAAGGUAUUGUGCCAAAGUUUUGCCAACAUGACUUUCCUUAAUUCGUUGGAUUACUUUUGACUUUAUAUAUUUACCGAUCUUGUUGUAGGAGUUGCAACAUUGAUAUUAGUCGUCUUCUUUCCAGAUAAAUGACUGUUAUGUUCAGACAAUAAUUAAUCUGGCUGUAGGGAAACUACGUGAAAUUGUGUGUCAUUAACUCGGCUUUGCUUAUUUGUAUGCUACUCAUCUGUUAAUAUGAAUUUAUUUAUUGAAACAGAAUUCCACUGAAAUGUUGUUAAAAAAUGGUUGUUAACUCGUGUAGAUAAAUACUUUGUUGAUAUAUUGCAGUUAAUCUGUUUUUUGUUUCAAGUUUCAUUGUACAUGACUAGAAUAAUUGUGGACCAUAUUUUGUUGUAAUUUGAAAAUAUCUAUUCAAAUAUGCUAAUAAUCAAAUUUGAAAUUUUACAAUAUUAUAUUCUUCAGCAUUAAAUGUUUGUAUUUGUUCCAACCAGUAAGUAUAUCACUAUUCCAAUAUGUUAUUUCAGUUACCUAAAAUAUUCAUUUCAUUCUUAACAGUAUACAUUAAAGUUUGACUUUGUCCAAAUUGUGCAUGGAUACGUAUAACCUUUGUGUUGGUGCAAAAUUUAUGCUUUAAUUUUUAAGUGAAGAUCCCAUGUUAUAUUACUUGAGUUCAUUUAUUUCCUGAAAACUGUCAAUUUCUUGGAAUGUUGUAAACAUUCAGUUUUAGCAGCUACUGUGUAAUAAAUAAUAAAACACUACGAGUCAGGUCAUUGUAUAGUUGUACAGAGUUGUUAGGAGAAUAGUAGCCCACUGAAUGACUCUGAUAUUAGACGUCACUUGAAUGUCUUCCCGAGGGGAAACAGUAUCCCGUCAUCUGCUUGUUGACAGAUUGAUGGUUCCACGAGUUUUGAUAUGUUUAUAAUCAUACUGUAAUAUACGGUUUGUAUUUUGUUGAUGAUGUAAUUAUGGAUGCAGUUGAUCUAUGCAAAAUAAUUAGAGGCAAUAUGUAUGUACUUAUUUUUAAUACAAUGCUCAUACAAAAUUAAAAACAAUGUAAACAUUA
Messenger RNA from Haliotis rufescens (red abalone), 14909 nucleotides. Its product is annotated as golgin subfamily A member 4-like. Gene Ontology annotation, molecular function: microtubule binding; kinase binding. The transcript has 41 exons. The coding region runs from base 154 to 13248 and encodes 4364 amino acids. Lineage: Eukaryota; Metazoa; Mollusca; Gastropoda; Lepetellida; Haliotidae. The record is from RefSeq and is a predicted model, not a curated record.